Messenger RNA from Synchiropus splendidus (mandarinfish), 9152 nucleotides. RefSeq names its product calcium channel, voltage-dependent, T type, alpha 1G subunit (gene cacna1g). Lineage: Eukaryota; Metazoa; Chordata; Actinopteri; Syngnathiformes; Callionymidae. The transcript is spliced from 40 exons. Bases 670 to 7470 code for a protein of 2266 amino acids. Gene Ontology annotation, molecular function: voltage-gated sodium channel activity; low voltage-gated calcium channel activity. Gene Ontology annotation, biological process: sodium ion transmembrane transport; neuronal action potential; positive regulation of calcium ion-dependent exocytosis. Gene Ontology annotation, cellular component: voltage-gated sodium channel complex; voltage-gated calcium channel complex; neuron projection. The record is from RefSeq and is a predicted model, not a curated record.
AGGACCCCUCCAUCCAGCUGUGUGCGGGCUUUGCUGAUGGACGAAACCGACCGAUUGCAGUCUGAGGGAGACACGAGUGCGAGUGAGAGCGCGCCGGAAAGGAGAAGAUGAGCCUUCCUUGACGUUUUUUUGAAUCAAAUCUGUGAACACGACACGAUGUGCAGCGGUGUCUUCGUGGAUGAGGUGUGGGAUCUCCGCUGAAAACCGCCUGUGGAUGCAAUAAAAGUGCUGGAUAUUUGUUUCUGACGCGGAGAAGCGACGGGGGAACCGAACUGAUGAUUUUUUAUUUUCCGCGCCUGUUCUCUGGAGACGAGAUGGGUUGCUAAGUAAGUUUUUUUUGCUCUUCGGAGGACGCAGAGACGCACUUUUAUCUCCGGUGUGCGUCAGUUUCAAGUGUGGAUGAGGCCCCAGGAGAGGGGAGAGCACCAGAGACCGGGGUCUGGCCGCGUCGUGUGAGAGCCAACCGCGCAGCAGCACCUGGGAACUAUAGCCUGCGGUCCGCCAGGCGCACCAAACACCCAGGACUCUCCGCAUUGGCAAACUCUUGGUUUUUUUCUCCGUUAGUUUCUCCCUGAAAACCGUAGUCGAUGCAUUGGCCAUUACAACUCCUGAUCAUGCGAUGAGUGAAUACGCUGUGGGCACAACUCCAGAGUCUAUUACAGGAGUGGAAUGAUGGCAGAGGAUGCGGAAAACCUCUCCGGGACCCCUGACCCAAGGGGUUCGGAGGGCCGCUCCUCGCUGCCUCGGAGUUUCAUCCGCCUCAAUGACCUGUCCGCGGUCGUAAGCGGAGGUGGAGAGCGCAGCGAAGUACUGGUGGAGCCUGCGUCCCCAGCGCCGGACCGGAUCUCUACUGCCGGAGAGGAUGCGUCGGUGAGCGGAGAGGAGAGUGUCCCUUACCCUGACCUGGCCCCUGUGGUCUUCUUCUACCUGAAGCAAACCACACGCCCCCGGAAUUGGUGUCUAAAGAUGGUCCGCAAUCCGUGGUUCGAGCGAGCGUCCAUGCUGGUGAUCCUGCUGAACUGCGUGACGCUGGGAAUGUUUCAUCCCUGUGAGGACAUCGACUGCGACUCGGACAGGUGCAAGAUCCUGCAGGACUUCGAUGACUUCAUCUUCGCUUUUUUUGCCAUCGAGAUGGUGAUUAAGAUGGUGGCUCUGGGGAUCUUUGGAAAGAAAUGUUACCUUGGCGACACAUGGAACUGCUUGGACUUCUUCAUUGUCGUGGCAGGGAUGUUGGAGUACUCCCUCAACCUGCAGAACGUCAGCUUUUCGGCAGUGAGGACAGUUCGCGUGCUGAGACCUCUAAGAGCCAUCAACCGCGUGCCAAAUAUGCGGAUUCUGGUCACACUACUGCUGGACACCUUGCCCAUGCUGGGCAACGUGCUGCUUCUCUGCUUCUUUGUCUUCUUCAUAUUCGGCAUAGUGGGCGUCCAACUUUGGGCUGGUCUGCUCCGAAAUCGCUGCUUUGUGGAGGACAACUUCUCUUUUCCCCUGUCUGUUGAGCGGGAGAAGUACUACCACACAGAAAACGAUGACGAGAACCCCUUCAUCUGCUCUCAGUCCCGAGAAAACGGCAUGAGGGACUGCAACUCUGUGCCCAAGCUGUUUGAUGAUGCUGGCGUUCAAUGCAGCCUGGACAAAGAUUCGUACAACAACACUGACAACACCACUUGUGUCAACUGGAACCAAUACUACAUCAACUGCUCCGCUGGCCACGUCAACCCUUUCAAAGGGGCCAUCAACUUCGACAACAUCUGCUAUGCUUGGAUCGCAAUUUUUCAGGUGAUCACUCUGGAGGGCUGGGUCGACAUCAUGUACUUUGUGAUGGAUGCUCAUUCUUUCUACAACUUUAUCUACUUCAUUCUCCUCAUCAUCAUUGGCUCAUUCUUCAUGAUCAAUCUGUGCCUGGUAGUUAUUGCAACUCAGUUUUCCGAGACCAAAGAAAGGGAAAGCCAGCUGAUGAAGGAGCAGCGAGUGCGAUACCUGUCCAACGCCAGCACGCUCGCUUCCCUCUCCGAGCCUGGCUCUUGCUACGAUGAGUUGCUCAAAUACCUUGUCCACAUCAUCCGAAAAAGCGCCAGACAGGUGGCGCACCUUUAUAGGUUCUUAGCCCGCCAUGCAGGUCUCAAUGUUGCCGCCUCCCCUCCAGCAACGGAACCUCAACGAAACCUCAGCCAGAGGAGAAGGCGGGUCUCGUCUAGACUGGGAUCUGUAUCAGUGCAUCACAUGGCACACCACCUUCACCUCCACCACCAUCAUUAUCAUCUGGGGAAUGGAAGCUUGAGAGGUCGUGGAAAUAGUGGAGGCGCAGAUAUGGAGGCUCUUUCCCACAACAACAAUGGAGGAACAUCAGCCCUGCCGCAACUUUCCGCAAUGGCCACCUCGUCUGAUGCAAAUUUGGCGGUCUUGUUGAAUCCAGUGCUCGGAGAAACCAAUUCUACCCUGAGUGUCUUCUUUCCAGAAACUCUCCAUCAUACACCGUCAAACACAAGCUUAUACCCAACAUCUGGCCCAAUGACCCUUGCUCCCACCCCAUUGUCCAGGCCCAUGAAGAGGAACUCAGUACCCUUUGCUGCACCUGGACCCAAGAACUAUCCCACACUUCAGGCCAGAGCCCUGGAAGAAUCGAGACGGGGGAGCGUCGCUACAAGCACCCUGACAAACUACAGCUACAACCUCAACAUCCCACCUAUGCCUCUGGGGAAAGGGAUGAGCAUGGUUGACACACACAGCCCCACAGCCCAGCUUUCCUACCAGCUGUCAGCACAUGACCUCACCGGCACGAGUGCAGCUGUAGAUUUCAACGCAUCAACAAUGGACCCGGAGAACUGCCCAUACUGCGCCAAGCUCCUUGCCAACGAAUUGGAAGGUGGCCAUGAGGGCAACGAGACACCUGGUGACUCUGACAGCGAGGGAGUGUAUGAAUUUAAUCAGGACCUCCAACGUAAGGAUAGAAGAGACAGCCGUCACGGCUGGAAGAAGCACCGGAGCAUGGGCAAAACUGCUGCCAAGGUGGUUCACUUUUGGAGGCUGGUGUGCGACACCUUCAGGAAGAUCGUGGACAGCAAGUACUUUGGCCGUGGUAUUAUGAUCGCAAUCCUGAUCAAUACACUGAGCAUGGGCAUUGAGUACCACGAACAGCCUGAUGAGCUGACGAAUGCGCUGGAGAUCAGCAACAUUGUUUUCACCAGCCUCUUUGCCCUGGAAAUGCUGUUGAAGAUUUUGGUGUACGGGCCUUUUGGAUACAUCAAGAACCCCUACAACAUCUUCGAUGGCAUCAUAGUGGUGAUCAGCGUAUGGGAGAUUGUCGGCCAGCAGGGUGGAGGGCUGUCUGUCCUGAGGACUUUCCGCUUGAUGCGAGUGCUGAAACUGGUCCGGUUCAUGCCGGCCCUGCAGAGGCAGCUGGUGGUUCUGAUGAAAACCAUGGAGAACGUAGCCAACUUUUGCAUGUUGCUGAUGCUCUUCAUUUUCAUCUUCAGUAUUCUCGGAAUGCAUCUGUUCGGUUGUAAAUUUGGGUCGGAGCGAGACGGAGACACCCUCCCAGACAGGAAGAACUUUGACUCGCUUCUUUGGGCCAUUGUGACCGUCUUUCAGAUCUUGACACAAGAAGACUGGAACAAGGUUCUGUACAACGGUAUGGCCUCCACUUCCCCAGUGGCCGCACUUUACUUCAUCGCUCUCAUGACGUUCGGCAACUACGUCCUCUUCAAUCUCCUGGUGGCCAUUUUGGUUGAAGGAUUCCAAGCAGAGGAAGUGGCCAAGCGAGAGGAUUUGCAUGCCCAGCUGAGCCUCAUUCAGCUGCCUGUAGACUCAGGGGGAGACGCUUCAAAGUCAGGCUCGGAGAUUGAUUCCAUUGUGCGCAGUAUGGAAGAUGUCAACGGCAGUAAGAAGGAUCUCUCGGCUUCGCCAGUUCCUGUAAAUGGUCAUGUGGACCUGAAGACGAGUCUGACUCCUCCUCUUAUAACCCACACGGCGGCCACGCCGAUGCCAAUACCAAAGUUACCAGUAGGUGCAGAUCCCAUCCUCGGCUACGAGUCUCGAAGGGGCAGCAACGUGUCUAUAGACCCUGCAGCUUAUGAAAAGUCACCGAACACCGCCCGCAGCACGUCUCCCUACGCCCCCUGGAGCUCCGGCAGUGGCAGAACAAGCCGGCGAUCGAGCUGGAACAGCUUGGGCCGGGCCCCGUCACUCAAGCGACAGAAGCGGCAGUCUGGGGAACGACGGUCCCUGCUCUCCGGAGAGGGAGGAUCCAGCUCCGAUGAGGAAGAGGGUGGUGGUGAAGAAGGAGGUGGGCUAAUGGAGGAGGAUGACACGUCCUUGGCCAGGACAGACUCCAUGUCCCAGUCACAGAGAAGAACUCGCCACCGGAGGAUGGAGUCAGUGGAGACCAGGAGCUCUAUGGAUUUGCCUCCAGAUGCUCUGCUACAGGUGCCGUACCUGUACCGCUCAGCCAGCAUGCACAGCUCCCGCCCCCCUUCGCUGGGUCUUUUGCAGACCACAGACUGUAAUGGAAAGGGCUCCUCGUCCUCUCUGGCCCCCAUUCACGUGUCUUUGGAUGAAAACACAGAAGAAGAAGCUGCAGAAGAGGAAGUUCCCACGGGUCGUUUCGCUCGAUUGGUCCGCUGGUUGGAGAAGAAACAGCCGGAGUGGUGUCGGGACCGAGACGCAUGGUCACUGUACCUCUUCCCUCCGGAGUCCAGGUUUCGCAUCACCUGCAGCCAGAUUAUUACCCACAAGAUGUUUGAUCAUGUGGUGUUGGUCAUCAUCUUCCUCAACUGCAUCACCAUCGCAAUGGAGAGGCCUCACAUCGAUCCUGGUAGUGCUGAGCGGAUUUUUCUGACAUUGUCCAACUACAUCUUCACAGUCAUCUUUGUGACAGAAAUGACUAUCAAGAUCGUUGCCUUGGGUUGGUGCUUCGGCGACAAAGCCUACCUGAGGAGCAGCUGGAACGUUUUGGAUGGAAUGUUGGUGAUGAUAUCGGUCAUUGACAUCUUGGUUUCAUUCAUCUCCAACUCGGGGACAAAGAUUUUGGGAAUGCUGCGAGUACUGAGGCUGUUAAGGACACUGAGGCCCUUACGCGUGAUCAGUCGGGCCCCUGGGCUCAAACUGGUGGUGGAGACCCUGAUGUCUUCGCUGAAGCCCAUCGGAAACAUUGUUGUGAUCUGCUGCGCCUUCUUCAUCAUCUUUGGUAUCCUGGGAGUGCAGCUCUUCAAGGGGAAGUUCUUUGUCUGUCAAGGAGAAGACGUGAAGAACAUCACCAACAAGUCCGACUGCAUGCAAGCCAACUACAAAUGGGUCAGACACAAGUACAACUUUGACAACCUUGGACAGGCCCUGAUGUCCCUGUUUGUCCUGGCAUCCAAAGACGGCUGGGUGGACAUCAUGUACGAUGGGCUCGAUGCUGUCGGAGUGGACCAACAGCCAAGAAUGAACUACAACCCGUGGAUGCUGCUCUACUUCAUCUCCUUCCUGCUGAUCGUGGCUUUCUUUGUGCUCAACAUGUUCGUGGGGGUGGUGGUGGAGAACUUCCACAAGUGCCGGCGCCAUCAGGAGGCCGAGGAGGCCAAACGCAGGGAGGAGAAGAGACAGAAACGCAUGGAGAAAAAGAGAAGGAAUUUAAUGGUUCCAGGGGUGAGUUGGGCCCUGUCUGACGGCACAUUGAAAGAAGCUCAGAGUAAACCAUACUACUCCGAUUACUCCCCUACUCGUCUCCUCAUCCACAAGAUGUGCACCAGCCAUUACCUGGAUCUGUUCAUCACCAUAGUCAUCGGUCUCAACGUCAUCACCAUGUCCAUGGAGCACUACCAGCAGCCGAAGGAGUUGGACGAAGCACUUAAAAUAUGUAACUACGUCUUCACGCUCAUCUUUGUUCUGGAGUCCGUCUUCAAGCUCGUGGCAUUUGGCUUCAGGCGUUUUUUCAAAGACAAGUGGAACCAGCUGGAUCUGGCCAUCGUACUGCUGUCCAUCAUGGGCAUCACUCUUGAGGAGAUCGAGGUCAACGCGUCACUCCCUAUUAACCCCACCAUCAUUCGCAUAAUGAGAGUGUUGCGAAUUGCACGAGUUUUGAAGCUCUUGAAAAUGGCGGUGGGAAUGAGAGCGCUGCUGGAUACAGUUAUGCAAGCCCUGCCACAGGUGGGAAAUCUGGGACUGCUCUUCAUGCUGCUCUUCUUUAUCUUCGCAGCAUUGGGAGUGGAGCUUUUCGGAGACUUAAUAUGUGAUGAGCUCCAUCCAUGCGAAGGCCUUGGUCGCUACGCCACUUUUAAAAACUUUGGAAUGGCAUUUCUACUCCUUUUCCGAGUUUCCACUGGGGACAACUGGAAUGGCAUAAUGAAGGACACACUGAGGGACUGCGCACAAGAAACCACCACCUGCUACAACACCGUCGUCUCUCCCAUCUAUUUUGUCUCCUUCGUCCUGACUGCGCAGUUCGUACUUGUCAAUGUGGUCAUCGCUGUUCUAAUGAAGCACCUGGAGGAGAGCAACAAGGAAGCAAAAGAGGAGGCCGAGUUGGAGGCCGAGCUGGAGCUUGAGUUGCAGGCGGAGGGCGAGAGGGCGGCGAGGUCGCCACAGCUAAACCCUCUGGCUCUCGCCGUGGAUAGGUCAAGCUCGGGGGGUUCCCCAUGCAGAAGCACUGGAGGAGGAGACAAGGAGCAGGAAGGGAGUAGACCUGCCGACACACCUGCUGCUGAUAUACCCAGAGACUCUGUAAAUGUAACUGAGGAGCCACCUUCAUACCCGGAGCUCCAACAAGAGUUUGUCCAGAGGAGAGCGCUGUUUGACUCGGUAUCCCUGGUCAUCCAGGGCUCAAUGGAGGGAGAGUUGAAUUUGAUGGACAACCUGUCCGGCUCUAUCUGCCACUUCUAUGCGCUGCCCCCCAGGCCCCGCAAGCACAGCUGCGAUAAGAAGAUUCCUCUAGCGGAGAUGGAAGCUUUGUCUCUGGCCUCUGAGACAUCCUGGUCUCUAGCUCUGACAGAAGAUUCGGGCCCUGACGAUUUUAACUCCCUCUUUCUAUCCAGUCUGGAAUGCAAUCCAGAGCAGCUCGGCUCACGGGAGCCGCUGGAGGAAAACCUGCUGACCGUCAGGAAGCCUGCAGUGGGACGCACGCACUCCCUUCCCAAUGACAGCUACAUGUUCUUACCUGUAGAGCCUCGUGGACUACCAGCAUCUGGCUCAGCACAGCUCCAAGCACAGACACAGGGAUCCCACGGUAUGCAUGGGUCCAACAGAGUCCCAUCAGGCUCCAGUGGCUCGGUGCGAUCACAGCCAGAGGAUAUGUCUCACCAGCUGAUGGUCCCCUCAGACCUCUUCCGUCCCAUCAGCCCGCACAGUCAUUCGGACUCAGAGUGUAUCCCCCGACUCCCCCCUCCGAGGCGCAUCCAUAAUCUGAGUCGCACGCUACGCAGACAGCGAAGCGGGCCUCAAAUGCCGCCUCAGUCACAACUGCUGCUCAGACACAGACACUCCUGUUUCUGAGAUGACUUUACAAGUUCAGCCUCGUGGACUUACUGUGCUUCAUAGUUAAGCCUCAGAGUUUAAGGCGGCAUACCUGUACACGUCACUCUUCAUGCUCCAAUUAUUUAUUAUUGCAUCUUUUUUUUCUGCUUUUUUUUUCUAUUUUUUUUUCCCUUUUUCACUCCAAGAGAAUAUAGCUCUUUUGACUCAGGGAAUGUGUAUUUAUACAAAUACAUCUCUAGUGAUCAAACCAUUUUAUAUUGCCCCGACAUAUACGAUGAACGAUGAAUAUUUUGCACUUGUGACUGUAGUACUGCUCUACGCCGCAUGGGAUCACUGUUAUCCCACAAAAAAAAAAAAAAAAAAAAAAAGCAGAAACGAAGCCCCCUUUGUAUUUAUCAAGCUAUAUUUUAUAGGGCUAGUUGAGGGUUGGUUUAUCAUCUUUUGAGUUAUGGAUUUAACAUAUUCUUUCCGUCCACCCUCUGACUCUUGGCUGAUAGUCUGAUGUUAAUAUGUACGAAAAGCUGCCAGUACAUUUGGGGCCAAAAGUCAGAGGGUUUGGUGUGGAUCAAAGUUCACAGUGGUUUUUAAUCUUGAUGAUAAGAAAAAAGCAAAAAGUUCACCAGCACAGCAUUUGAGUUAUACGGUUGUUAUACUCUGCUAAUACUUAAACCAUCUUGUCACAAUUGAACAAUUAAGAAUAAUCCACAGAAUGUGCCUUCUUUGAAACGUUUGAACGUGUCUUUAUGAUUUUAUAUAUAUAUUUAUUUAUUUUAUUUUUUUCCAAAAUGCAGAUUUAGUUCUCAUAUUUUCUAAACCCCCAACAUUCAAUUUUAUUCAAUUAACGCGAUAAGUCUAUGUAGAUAUUCUAACAUUUUUUGUUGAGUUUUUGUUUUUAGUAAUGGUGAUAAACAAAAUGUAAAACAGUAAAUCAUUUUUUACACACAUGAGUACACUGCUUCUUUCACUAGGGAAGGGAGGGAAACUCAGUUCAUCAUUUCUUCAGGAUUUAAGUGAUUUGCCAAAUAAAAGAAAGACAGACUGGAAGUGAAAGCUUAAGUAAUCAUCUAAAAACUAACUAAAUUCGGAAAAUCUAUUGUUUUAAAGAAUGACCUUCACUUCUAUGUCUCCCUCAAGAUUCCAUCUCAUAUAUUUCUCAACUCAGAAACAACACAAAACAAAUCUCUCAAACAGAUGCCUGCUGCAUAAAUGUCUUUAUGAACACACUCCAGGUCUGCUUUAUGCCGCGCAAGUUUUGCUCCUUGAUGUAAACAAAUACAAUUUUGCUGCACAAGAAAAUAAAUCUCGACUUUACUAUGAAAAUAAAGCUACAUCCCAAGGCAUGUGGUGUAAAUGCUUAGCAUCCUACCAGAUGUCACUGGGACCUCAGCGGCUCUGUGGACUCUCACAAUGGUUGUAAAUACUUCAGUAAGAGGCAUCAAACGCAUUGGUGCGUUGUGGGCUACUAACUAGACCUGGGCAAUGUGGUGAGUCAAGCAGAUGUGGAAGAAGACAGUAUCAUUAUAAAAAUAUAUAGAUAAGUUUAAUAUAUAUAUUGAUACGUUCUUAAAACUGUAUUUUCACAUCUCCAAUGCUCCACUGCUUCAAGUAAAUUGGCAUCCACAACCAUAACAACCAUUUCUCCCUCCUUAUGUUUAUUGAACGUAUUCAAACGACAAACCUCAGUCAUAGCUGAAAGUUUG